Messenger RNA from Pararge aegeria (speckled wood butterfly), 1632 nucleotides. RefSeq names its product glutamate receptor ionotropic, delta-2 (gene Ir76b). The record is from RefSeq and is a predicted model, not a curated record. Gene Ontology annotation, cellular component: membrane. Gene Ontology annotation, molecular function: ligand-gated monoatomic ion channel activity. NCBI's taxonomy places the organism in Eukaryota, Metazoa, Arthropoda, Insecta, Lepidoptera, Nymphalidae. Bases 1 to 1632 code for a protein of 543 amino acids. The transcript is spliced from 9 exons.
AUGACGGGUGUAGAACUUAUAUUUUCUACGCUGUGCAAUGCCAGCUUCUGCGAAAAUGAUUUUGGCAGUUCACUGGCCGAUACACAGUUAAGCCAACGGCAAAAUGAAAUUCUGGAAAUGAAAAACGCCAUCAAUGGAAAACACCUAAAAAUUGGGACGUACAAUAACUACCCGUUAAGUUGGACAGAAGGGUCUGAAAAUGGUACAAUUUACGGUUGUGGCGUCGCAUUCGUUCUCGUCAACAUUUUACGUAAAAAGUUCAACUUCACCUUUGAGGUGGUAGUGCCUGAACAGAACAUUGAGUAUGGAGGUCUUCGACCUGAUGAGUCUCUUAUCGGGCUGGUUAAUAACAGCAAGGUAGAUAUGGCCGCAGCGUUCCUACCGGUCCUCGUGAGAUACAACAAGUUGGUGAGUUACUCGAACGACCUGGAUGAGGGGGUGUGGAUGAUGAUGUUAAAACGCCCUAAGGAAUCAGCUGCUGGCUCAGGACUAUUGGCACCAUUCGCCACUUAUGUUUGGUACUUAAUACUAGCAGCAGUCCUUAUCUACGGGCCAUGUAUAUACUUCCUAACGUGGAUCCGCUCGAAACUUAUCAGAGACAAUGAGCGUACGAUUCCUCUUUCACCGAGUGUCUGGUUUGUGUACGGGGCCUUCAUUAAACAAGGAACUACUCUCGCUCCGGAGGCUAAUACAACCCGGGUCCUCUUUGCAACUUGGUGGCUCUUUGUUAUACUGCUGUCUGCAUUCUACACGGCGAACCUGACAGCGUUUCUCACUCUGUCCAAGUUUACGCUGGACAUCGAGAAUCCAGAGGACUUGUACAAGAAGAACUAUCGCUGGGUCGCUUCUGAAGGUGGUGCUGUGCAGUAUACCAUAAAAAAUCCCGAUGAGGACCUCUACUAUCUAAACAGAAUGCUAUUAAACGGCCGAGCACAAUUCCGUUCACUGGCCUACGACCAUGAAUUCCUGCCUAUGGUGACCGGGGGAGCAGUUUUAGUGAAAGAACAGACCGCUAUAGACAACCUGAUGUACGAUGAUUACUUGCGGAAGGCUAGGGAGGGGGUCGAGGAAGCGGAAAGAUGCACUUAUGUCGUCGCUCCCAACGCCUUCAUGAAGAAACGUCGCGCCUUCGCGUAUCCUAAGAACAGCACGCUGAAGAUAUUGUUCGAUACUGUCCUCUCUUAUCUCAUACAGUCGGGUAUAGUAAAGUUCCUAGAACACCGAGACCUACCAAGCACAAAGAUCUGCCCACUCGACUUACAAUCAAAGGACCGCCAACUCCGGAACACCGAUCUCUUGAUGACUUAUUUCAUAAUGAUCACCGGAUUAGCGGCAGCCUUGGCUGUUUUUAUUGGAGAAGUUAUCAUUAAGCGUUACAUAAAAGUUGAAGUAAAGGUUGAAGGCAAAGGAAAGAAACUGAAAAGACACAAGAACAAGAGCGUCAAACCAGAAAGAUACGACAAUAGUCGUCCACCACCUUACGAUUCUUUAUUCGGAUAUCAUCGAUACAAAUUCAACGAGGAUUCCAAAAAGGAGAUUAUAAACGGCAGAGAGUACUAUGUGGUAAACACAGUGGCCGGAGAUGUCAGAUUGAUACCUGUCCGGACCCCAUCUGCUUUUCUCUAUAGUUAA